GCCGUUCUACAAAUUCUGCAUGGCCGUAGGGCCACAGUGGAGACGGAUGGCAAGUCUCGGAAGCGCAAGGGUGCUUUGGAUGAUGCCGACAAGGCCUUUCUACGUGGUCUCAUGCGAAGGCCUUUGUCUUCGAAGAUUGACAGCUACAAGGAGAAGGACAGAAGGAAUCGCAUCUCAAGCAUGAAGAAGGCUUAUCCUCCUGAUUUUGAACCUUUAGAGCAGUUGUCCUUGGACUGUCUUACUGGAGCAGGUGUGGCGGAAGCUAUGUCCACUCGAUUACUCUCAACUCCACAGGACACAGAGGAGAUGGAGCUCAACAGAUAUGUUUGUCGGUUGUGCGACUUUCAAUGUGCAGACAAGGAAGUCUUGCAAGAGCACAUCAAGGACGCUCAUUCGAAUGACACUGAGGUUCCCUCUUGGACUGUGCAACGCAGCUUGAUGGCCAAUGCGGAUGCAGCAUUGCGAGAGCCAGGACGGGAUGGAGCACUGCGUGAGGAACGGGCAUGUGUGGUUUGUGCUCGUAGAUUCUGGAGCGAAGAGUUGCGUCCAGUUAUUUUGUUCCAAGAUCCAGCUGCUGGAGCUCCAGAGACGGUGGACGGAGAAGAGGAAGAUCAGCGAGUGAAGAAGAUUGCACCUUCGCAACAACGUCGACUGUGUCGAGUUCUGGGCGUACAGCGCUACCUGGAGCGUUGGCCACAGCUACAGGCCCGUCCAGAGGCCAUUGCAGAGCUGAAGGCAUCGGCGGUCGAGCAUCCAUUCUUGAAGGAGGAGCUGCUCCUUUUACAUCGACGCCGAAUGCCAGCUGAUGUCAGGGACCCAUGCGACGUUUGCCGAGAAUGCUGUGGUCCCUUGACAUCAAGCAUGGUGAGCCUUCCUCGGUACAGCUUAGCCAAUGAUUUGUGGAUCGGUCGACAACUUCCAGCUUUGAGAAACUUGGCAGCGGCCACCAAACGUUUGUUACCAAUGGUGCGCACCUGUCUGCAAGUCACUGUUCUGCAGCCCGGUAACCUCGUUCGAGAGGAACGGCAGAAGGGCUUCAUCGGCAACAGCAUCUUUUUGCCGCAGGCUGCGCCCACAGCCAUUCGAGCUGUCCUUCCGCCGCCAGAACAGGACACGCAGGAGUCCAUUCUCUUUGUUUUGGUCGGCGAUGGACAGAACAAAACAGCCCUUCAAAGCAGUGCAUUGUUGAAGGCCCCUCGUGGCGAGUACGAAUCUGCAGUUCGAUGUCUUCAAAGCACUUCGCCGUACUACGAAGAAGUCACGCUUCGGGACGCUGGUGAGUCUACGUUGCAGGGUUGCAUUUUGGAAACCGGUGUCAACAGCUACUUAGCCAAACAGUUGCUUCAACAGGGCCCGGCUGAUGCACAAGGACAAGAGGAUGAUGAUACCGAAGAAAAUCAGGAAGCGGAACCAAUGGAAGAUGCAGGUGGAAUGUUUUUUUUACAGUUUGGUCGUGUAGUUUAG
This is a messenger RNA of Durusdinium trenchii, 1464 nucleotides long. The record is from the annotation of a GenBank genome assembly. Lineage: Eukaryota; Dinophyceae; Suessiales; Symbiodiniaceae.